Paecilomyces variotii is the source of this 2080-nucleotide messenger RNA. RefSeq names its product amino acid permease. The record is from RefSeq and is a predicted model, not a curated record. Bases 189 to 1766 code for a protein of 525 amino acids. NCBI's taxonomy places the organism in Eukaryota, Fungi, Ascomycota, Eurotiomycetes, Eurotiales, Thermoascaceae. Gene Ontology annotation, molecular function: transmembrane transporter activity. Gene Ontology annotation, biological process: transmembrane transport. The transcript is spliced from 3 exons. Gene Ontology annotation, cellular component: membrane.
AGUAAACGGUGGAUUGAUCGAUCGAGGAGCCCAUAUGCGACACUGAUCCCCCCCGAAAAGACCCCUAUUCUGCGGCAGAUAGCAAGCUUUUGUAUCGCGUGUUUCCAAUAUUGGGAUCGGAUCUCAACUGCCCUUGCGCCAACCGACCUAUCGACAGAUCGUUCGCCUGGUAGAUCUGUAUAACCACAAUGGGUAUCCCAGACGAAGAGAAGAUCUCGGCCGCGCCGCCCCUCGACGAUGCCAAGGGCAAGGUCGUCGACGAGGAUGCCAUCAAGUUGGCGGAGAUGGGCUACACACAGGACAUGCAGCGCAACUUUUCCGUGUUGUCCCUGCUGGGUGUGGGCUUUUCGCUGACCAACUCGUGGUUCGGUAUCUCCGCCUCCAUGAUCACAGGUAUUAACUCGGGCGGUACGGUCGUGACGAUUUACGGAAUUCCGUGGAUCACCUUCAUCUCGACAUGUGUCGCAGUGACCCUGUCGGAAUUGGCCAGUGCUAUGCCCAAUGCUGGUGGACAGUAUUUCUGGGCCAGCGAGCUCGCUCCCCGAAAGCAUGCCAACUUCGCAUCCUAUGUGACCGGUUGGUUCGCCUGGGCAGGUUCGAUCUUCUGUUCGGCCAGUGUGGCUCUCAGUCUGGGUUCAUUUGCUGUGGGAUUGUGGCAGCUCGGUCAUCCUGACUUUGUUAUCGAGACCUGGCACAGUGUGGUCGCGUACGAAAUCAUCAGUUUUUGGUGCUUCCUGUUUAACUGCGUGGGCAAGGUGCUGCCCAAGGUCGCCACGGCGACUCUGUACAUUUCUCUGAUUUCGUUCGUGGUGAUCCUGAUCACUGUUCCGGCUACAGCACACCACCAUGCGUCCGCCAAGGAUGUCUUCGCCAAAUUCGUGAACAACACGGGCUGGUCCUCCGACGGGAUCGCGUACAUUGUCGGCCUCAUGAACCCGAACUGGGUGUUUGCCUGUCUGGACUCGGCCACCCAUAUGGCGGAGGAAGUUGGCAGCCCUGAGAAGAGCAUUCCGAUCGCCAUCAUGUCCACCGUUGCCAUUGGAUUCGUCACAUCGUGGUUCUACGUUAUCUCGAUGUUUUUCAGCGUCACGGAUCUGACCGCGGUCAUGGAUAGUAGUACUGGUGUCCCCAUCAUUGAGCUGUACUACCAGGCUUUGCAGAAUCGCGCCGGUGCCAUCGUCCUGGGCUCCAUGGUGCUUGUGACCGGUUUUGGAUGUUUGAUCGCCUCGCACACAUGGCAGUCGCGCCUCUGCUGGUCUUUUGCGCGAGACCGUGGCAUUCCCGGUCACCAAUGGCUGUCGAAGAUUCAUCCUACCCUCGAUGUGCCGCUGGUUGCGCACUCGGUUAGCUGCUUCAUAGUCGGUGCUCUGGGUCUCCUCUAUCUCGGUUCCUCUACCGCGUUCAACAGUAUGGUUACUGCGUGUAUCUGUCUGCUCUACUUCUCCUACGCUAUUCCCAUUGUAUGCCUUCUCUGGCGUGGACGAAACAACAUCCAGCGUGGACCCUUCUGGCUUGGCCCGCUUGGCCUUGCGUCCAAUAUUGUUGUCCUCCUCUGGACACUAUUCACCACGGUUUUCUACUCUUUCCCGACUGUGAUGCCGGCCACUACUGGAGAUAUGAAUUACAUCUCGGUCGUCUACGCCAUCGUCGUAGCGAUCAUUCUGAUCGAUUGGUUCAUCCGCGGCCGCAAGUCUUUCCGUGGCCAGUCGACGCGCCAUGACGAAGUUGAGGACACCUUCGGGAGAUCAGGCAGCGUUGUGCAAUAAGUGCAUGUACAUACAUACAGUUAUUUCCUUGCGGUGUACAUAUCGGCGGUAACCGCGUAUAAACAAAAAAAACUAACGCAAAUCUAUAUUGGUGUAUCUAUUGAUGAAAGUUGUCCGAUUCGGACACGAGUUGCGCUUCUCAGUCUAAGAUGCCAUGAUGGGCAAUCUAUACGAGAUCGCCAUGAAUUGCUGUGUAUAUAUAUAUAGAGAGAGAGACAUUUGUAUAUUUUUUCUUUUCUGAUCAAGUGGUUCCUAACUCUAUCUAGCGGUUCGGUUGGAACUGGUAGAAAUUGAUUGAAAGAAUAUUAUCCAAG